Molecule: messenger RNA, 1528 nt
Organism: Vigna umbellata (rice bean)
Lineage: Eukaryota; Viridiplantae; Streptophyta; Magnoliopsida; Fabales; Fabaceae
Gene: NDHT
Product: Chaperone DnaJ-domain superfamily protein
Source: RefSeq, a predicted model, not a curated record
GCUAAGGAUACUACUACAUUUUUAUUUUACAAUAAUGGCAAAAGUUCUAGAUUUUGCUUUAAAGGAAGCUCUAUUUCUAUUUUCAACUAUUUCUUUAUUUUCGCAGGGAUACUUCUCUGAGAGAUGUAAGAGCAAGUUCUGGAAUCUGAGAGGGUUGGGAACAGUAAUAAAGUGUUAAGUUAUGAUUAAUUGGCGUGAACCAUCAGAUUUGGCGCUUAAAAAUGAAUGUUUUGAAGCUAAUAAUUUUAUUAAAUUAAAAUUUUGUUUAACUUUUUCGCUAACACAAUUUAAUGUUGCAUGAAUAGUGCGAUCAAAGUGAAAAUAUAUAAAAAAAAUUAUCUCUCUUCAGUAAAUAAUGAAUUAAAGUGAAAAGUUGAAAAUGUCUUUAUUAUAAAAUUAAAUUAAAAACAGUUUAUAGUUUUAAAUUAGUGAUGACAAUAAUUUUUUUUAAUAUUUAUUCUUCUAAGAAAACUCCACAAGAUAUUAAGCAUAACAUUUAUAUAGUAAUGCAGAGGGGAAACACAUUUUUUAUACAAUAUCAUCUUUAUCCAGACAAUAGGGAAAGAAUUAAACAUAAAAUAACAGUUGAUUUGGAAGAUGGGUAAAUGACAAGGCAUUGGGAGUUUGAAGAGGUCUGAACCACAGAAAAUGAAGACUGAAGGAGGGCCACACGGAAGUGAGAGAUAUGUAUUGUUUAUAUAAAAUAAUUGCGGCAAGGCGAAAGGAAUUGCAGGCUGAAAUGAGAAUGAGGAUUUUGCAGUUGUGUUCUCCCAUGGCUUCCCCAUGGACAUGCAGAGCUCCUCUGCAGAUUGAACUGUGCAAGUUCUGGAUUUUGAGAAAAAGGAGAGGUAGCAGUAAUUUGCAGGUGCAGUGCUCCGGCAGACCCCCGAGAGCCCCUCCUGGAGUUGACACCAGAAUCCACUGGGACAACGAGGAUGAAGGGUGGAUUGGAGGCGGAGAUAGAGAUAAAGAUACCAAAUCCAGCAACAUGUUUGCCGACGGUGAUGACUUGUCAGAUUUGCUCCUCACUUCUUUAGGCUCUCAUUACGAAUUCUUAGGAGUAUCACCCAAUGCGGAUUUAGAAGAAAUCAAAGUUGCUUAUAGGAAACUAUCGAAGGAGUAUCAUCCUGACACAACCUCCCUCCCUCUGAAAAGUGCGUCGGAAAAAUUCAUGAAACUGAGAGAGGUUUACAACGUUCUGAGCGAUGAAGAGAGUCGAAAAUUUUAUGAUUGGAGCCUUGCUCAAGAGGCUGCAAGCCGACAUGCAGAGAAGAUGAGAAUGAAAUUAGAGGAUCCUCGGGAGCAACAACUCAGGAACUGGGAACCUGUUCCCGACAUGGUCGACCGCCUCGGUGGAAGGAAUAUGAAGCUCAGUGAUCAGGCAGUCUCUGCCAUCACUAUUGAUGUUUUUAUCAUUAUUUUUUCCAUAUGCUGUAUCAUUUACGUAAUCUUCUUUAGAGAACCAUAUUACUACUAGCUUAGCUAUAACCCUACACAAUCAAAUACAUUACAGCAUUUCUUUUCUGCA